Lytechinus variegatus (green sea urchin) is the source of this 2769-nucleotide messenger RNA. RefSeq names its product flocculation protein FLO11-like. NCBI's taxonomy places the organism in Eukaryota, Metazoa, Echinodermata, Echinoidea, Temnopleuroida, Toxopneustidae. The transcript has a single exon. The coding region runs from base 1 to 2769 and encodes 922 amino acids. The record is from RefSeq and is a predicted model, not a curated record.
AUGAGGAAUUGGGAGCCCCCCUUGCAGCCAGAGCCACCACAAGAAGCACCUCAACAAUUGCCAUUUAUUACAGUACCGGAGCAGCCUCAACAUCACCCACAACAGCCUGCUGUCCAGUGUGUACAACCUGAGGCAUCAGCUCCACAGCAGUCCACCAAAACAAAGAGCAAAGGUUCAAAGAAAAGACAGAAAGAAAAGCCACAGAUCGAACCUCCAAAGCCAACGGAUGAAGAUAAUGUUGGGAGGAGAGAACUUGACAAGUCUCUUGUCAAUAGGUUCCCUUGGCUUGCUGAAGCUAAUGGAAAGUCGGGUGAUAAACAGGCAGGGGGUAUGGGCCAACAGACAAGCAAUACUAAUCCAUCAGCAUUUAGUGUCCAGAGCAUCUCUCAAAGUUCUUCAAAGAGCUCUCUGCCAAAGUCUAGAGGGAAUCCAAGUCGGGCAGAAGUUGUCCAGAAUCCACCUCCGUAUCCUUCAAGAUCUCCUGCAGUUUCAGCAGAUUCACAUAAUCAAUCUCUUUGGAAUCCCUCAAGUUUUGAUUCCAAUCCUCCAGUAUCUUCGGCUUCAUCCUCAUUGAUCUCCCCCAAGCAAACUUCACAGGACAGGACUCAAAGGCACCAUCCCCUCAGCUCUGCUGAUCAAAGCCAUCAAAACAAUCCAAAUUCUAUGAACACAGCUCUACAAAAUAGACAAAGUACUGGAAACAAUAGACCUCCAAUGUAUCAAGCAUCAAGUUCAAAUGAUGUCCAGGCAGCUGUCAAUGCUGCAGUCAACAAAGCAACACAGCAGGCACUUCUAGCAAGAAGCAUGGCAGGAAAUCCCACAGUCCCAGAGAAGACGAGAAAUGUUUCUUCGACGAAGAAAGGUUCACAGCGUCCAAAGGCCGGGGGUCCUAGUCAGAUCUUGAGACAAUCAGAUAUAGAUGAUGGUCUUGACUUCUUGAACUCUACAUCAACCAGUUCUAACUUUCCAACCUCAUUGACCUCUGUCAAUAUGGAUAUUUUUGAUAAUUCCUUGGGGAGUUCCUCUAUGAUAUCUAGGCCGUCUGAGCAACCUAGCCAACGAUCUGGAGGUCGAUCACGACCUGCAGACAAGCAAUCCAGAGUUGAUACCUCUAAUCCCAACACUCUGUUACAAAGUGACUUUUCUAAUGUUCCCCAAGAUACAUUCUCAUUCUCGCAGUGGAAUCUAGAACCUCAACAGACUGAAGAUAGGGAAAACGCGAGAGGUAAUUCCCAAAAGAUGCAAGAACUUGCUUCUCCCCCUAUGCAGCAAAUGCAUCAACGUGGAGGUAAUAACUGUGUGAAUGUAAACUUUGGAGAUUCCUCAAAUCUUGGGUCAGGUGAUGAUCUAGACUUCUCAAGUUUGCCUCCCUUUCCAUCAUCUAAUCAGCAACAGCAGCAGCACACUCCAUCUGAUAGACAGACUCCUCAGAACCAAUCCUAUUCAGUACCAAGUGGAAGGUCUAGUGUGGCAUCUAUGGAACCAAGCCCAAUGCAGCCCAGUCCUAUGAAUUAUAAUGUACAGGAAGGUAGCCAUAUGUCACAGAUAAAUGAGAUGCCGCAUUCAAACUCUAGCAGUAGAGGUCCUCCUAGCGUUGAAACUCCUCAGCAGCAGAGGAGAAUGACACAGUCACCUAUGGUUCAGAGUAGCCACCAAGGACAAGGGAUCAAGAGAGCAGCUACAGAUGGGCAUCACUUGAAUGUGGCCAAGAAAGCACAUAGUGCGAUGCAUUCUGGUCGCAGAGCUACCCAACAGUCCAAUCCCGACUCAAGGCAUCAUUCUUCAAUGCACAAUAACCCCCAGUCCCAAGGCCACAGCAAUUUGAUGCAGUUUCAUUCAUCAACUUCCAAUACGCCCAACCAGUCUUCUGAAAGUGUCUUUGCAGGCGGGGAAGUCCAGCGAAUCACGUACCCAUCACAAGGUGGAGGUGGAAGAGUACAAGAAAGCAGUCGGUCCAAGAAGCGAGCCCCAAACCCUUCAGACAGUAUUUUUGCCCGGGAUCCGCACGAGAUCGAUGGAACUCGCAGUACGUCCAUCUCUCUGCUGCAAGAUAACUGGUUUGGUAGUUCAGCUCGAAUAAAUACAUCUAGUAGCAAUGAGACCGCACCACCGACAUUCCUGCCCAAUUUCCCCAGCUCUCAGACUUCCCAGGGUCAAUCGGAGACUGUUACAUCAUCUUCGUCUACUAGUUCAUCGCUCAUCUCAAACAUCUCACCUUCUCGACGGUUGAGACAGAACGAGAUGCCCACCUACCUCCCGUCCCAUCUCCCAGGACCCAUUCUUCCAAGUCCUCCACAAACCAAAGGAAGCCAUACGCGGGAGACGGACAUCGCUUCCUUCAAUCCCAUGUUCACACCUUCCCGGACAGCUGGCAUUCACAGCAUGACUGCCAAUUUCCCAGUGUUUCAUGAGCACCAACCUCCAGGCGGCUUCAACAUCGCAAAGUCCAACCAACUGCCAGGUAGUGUCACCCAAACCCCUUUCAACUUCAAUAACAUUUUUAAUGAAUCCUCCCAAGUGGCCUCGAGCACUCACGUCUCAGAUGCUCAAACAUUAAACCACAGCAUUGGCUUGACCCCAACCGUCCACCUCCAUGGGAAUGCGUCGCUGCCCUCGGAGGAAAGUGUGCUUCAUGGGAACAUGAGUCAGAGACAUCCUGCUCAGCCGUUUGGUCUUUUGGCUCAGAAUCGCCCACCGAUGGGAGUCCCGACGCCGAUGGGUAGACCUCACCAUCAGUUUCAUAGCUCUUCUUUCAUGCACCACUACUGA